This is a messenger RNA of Hirsutella rhossiliensis, 732 nucleotides long. Its product is annotated as isochorismatase family domain-containing protein. NCBI's taxonomy places the organism in Eukaryota, Fungi, Ascomycota, Sordariomycetes, Hypocreales, Ophiocordycipitaceae. The transcript has 4 exons. The record is from RefSeq and is a predicted model, not a curated record. Bases 1 to 732 code for a protein of 243 amino acids.
AUGCGUGCCGCGGCAUCGUCUCUCCUCACCGCCGUCGCCCCGCUCCGCCGCCGUUCCGCGCCGCCUCCAGCGCUCGUUGCUGCUGCUGCUGCUGCUGCCCCGAGGGCACCACUGCGCACCAUGGCUGCCGCGUCGUCUCCGCCCGAGAUGCGCUUCAAGAACCCCGCCAUCUUCGUCUGCGACAUGCAGGAAAAGUUCCGCAACGCCAUCUACGAGUUUGACAGCAUCGUCACCACCACGACCAAGCUCCUCUCCUUCGCCAACGCCCUGUCCAUCCCCAUCCACGCCACGACGCAGACGGCGGCCAAGCUCGGCGCCACGGUCCCGGCCAUCGCCUCGCUGCUGCCCGCCACGCCGCACGACAAGACCAAGUUCUCCAUGGUGGUCCCCCAGCUCGCCGCCGCCCUGGCCCCGGCCUCGCGCGUCGCCCUCGUCGGCAUCGAGUCGCACGUCUGCAUCACCCAGACGGCCCUCGACCUCCGCGACGCCGGCCACGUCCCCUACGUCAUGGCCGACGCCGUCAGCAGCUGCAACCGCGCAGAGGUCCUCGUCGCCCUCGACCGCCUCCGCGCCGAGCCCGGCGUCGUCGUCACCACGAGCGAGAGCUGGAUGUACGAGUGCCUCGGCGACGCCGCCCACCCGGCCUUUAAGCGCCUCUUUGGCGUCGUCAAGGGGACCCUGGCCGACACCAAGCGAGUCCUCGACGUCCUGCCGCCCGCCCCCAAGAUGUGA